CUCGGGGUACCUGUCGACGUUGCCGAACAGUUAAUUACGUUUCUGUCGCAUCGUGUUUCCGAAAUAGCGUUUUGUGUUUCUCGGAGAAACGUGAAUUCGCAACGGAGGAUCCGCUAAAUACAAGAAGAUGCCCAAGCUCAUGAAGAAUUCUGGGCCGUUACUGGAGAAGCAGAUCGGCUGCAUCAAGUUCACGAUCUUUUGCUUAAACGCAGUAAUAUGGAUCCUGGGUUGUGCGAUGUUUGGAUUGUCGAUAUGGAUGCGAUUUGAACCGAUGUUUGAAGAAUGGGUGGAGUUUCUGAACAUGUACGAGUUCUACAUCGGGAUUUAUGUGUUGGUCUCCACUUCCGUGAUCGUUAUGGCCAUUGCUUUCAUCGGUUGCGCCGCUGUACUUAUGGAGCACAUAUUGACUCUAUUUAUCCACGUGGGUCUUCAAGUACUAUGUUUCAUCUGCGGACUAGCAGGAGCUGCUGUAAUCCUCGACUACUCAACGUAUGAUAGCAAGAUUCAACCGAUCAUCGAGCGAGCCAUGUAUCAACUCAUUAGCAACUCCCACCACGACACUGCGAGUUUCAUCCUCAGAGUAAUUCAGGAAACUGUUGCAUGCUGCGGGGCAGAGGGUGCCAGAGAUUACACGCAGAUGCGUAAGCCAUUACCCACCGAAUGCCGAGAUACAGUUACCGGAAAUGCCUUCCAUCACGGUUGCGUCGAUGAACUGACCUGGUUCCUGGAAGCGAGAUCAGGGUGGCUUGCUGGAUUGGCGAUGGCAUUGUGCAUGCUUCAUGUGAUCAUAGCUGUAUUGACGCUGACGCUUAUACGAGCGAUCAAGAAGGAGGAGGAAUCGAUUCAAACGUUUAAACGUUAGAUGUUAAUUCGUUAUUAAAGACACAACACAGUGACAAAUCAUAAUUAUUGCAUAAAUAUAAUUAUUGUUUUUUGUAAGAAAAUAGAAAAUUGCAAAUUUAUUAUUGAAUUACAUUUAUCCUAAGAAUGAUAUUCACGACACGUACAAUAUACUUUGACAUCCUUUCAGAACUUUGAACCGAAAUUUGAUUUGUUUUUAAACAGAACACAUAUAAACAUUUAUGUCAUUAUUUAAUAAAAAAGUUUAAUUAUCAUCAUAAAUAUAAUG
Molecule: messenger RNA, 1129 nt
Organism: Ooceraea biroi (clonal raider ant)
Lineage: Eukaryota; Metazoa; Arthropoda; Insecta; Hymenoptera; Formicidae
Gene: Tsp2A
Product: tetraspanin 2A
Cellular component (GO): plasma membrane
Source: RefSeq, a predicted model, not a curated record